Ylistrum balloti is the source of this 666-nucleotide messenger RNA. RefSeq names its product histidine-rich glycoprotein-like. The record is from RefSeq and is a predicted model, not a curated record. The transcript has a single exon. Bases 1 to 666 code for a protein of 221 amino acids. Lineage: Eukaryota; Metazoa; Mollusca; Bivalvia; Pectinida; Pectinidae.
AUGGAACAUCACUACAGUGACCACAAGAGAUGUAUGGAACAUCACUACAGUGAUCACAAGAGAUGUAUGGAACAUCACUACAGUGAUCACAAGAGAUGUAUGGAACAGCACUACAGUGAUCACAAGAGAUGUAUGGAACAUCACUACAGUGACCACAAGAGAUGUAUGGAACAGCACUACAGUGAUCACAAGAGAUGUAUGGAACAGCACUACAGUGAUCACAAGAGAUGUAUGGAACAUCACUACAGUGAUCACAAGAGAUGUAUGGAACAGCACUACAGUGAUCACAAGAGAUGUAUGGAACAUCACUACAGUGAUCACAAGAGAUGUAUGGAACAUCACUACAGUGACCACAAGAGAUGUAUGGAACAUCACUACAGUGAUCACAAGAGAUGUAUGGAACAGCACUACAGUGACCACAAGAGAUGUAUGGAACAGCACUACAGUGACCACAAGAGAUGUAUGGAACAGCACUACAGUGAUCACAAGAGAUGUAUGGAACAGCACUACAGUGACCACAAGAGAUGUAUGGAACAGCACUACAGUGAUCACAAGAGAUGUAUGGAACAGCACUACAGUGAUCACAAGAGAUGUAUGGAACAACACUGUACAAGUAAGAGGGUGGCAAAUCAGCACUCCCCCCAAAAAUUAUGGGAGAAAAAUUGA